AUGGCGGCCGCGGCCCGGUUACCAUGGCGACCGCGGCACCGUUAUCACGGCGGACGCGGGCCCGUCACCAUGGCGACCGCGGGCCCGUCACCCGGGCGGAAGCGGCGGAGGGCGGAAGCGCCUCGAGCGGAAGUGGCGACACUUCCCGUCGGGACGGGCGCCAUGGAGGCGGCGGCGGAGGAACGGCGGCGAGAGCGGCGGCGGCGGCGGGAGGCGGCGGUGAAGGUCGAGCGGCGAAGCCCCCGGCGCAGCCCGUCGCCGCCGGGCGAGGAGCGGCGGGGCCCGGCGGGGCCGCGAGCGGGCAGCCGCGGCAGCAGCCCGUUGUUCCCCAGGUCGCCCCGGCGGAGGAGCCGGUCCGGGCGGAGGAGCCGCUCCCCGCGAGGCAGGAGGAGCCGCAGCCACAGCCCGCACCACGGCGCCGUGAGGGUGAAGCAGGAGCGAGAUGAUCACUGUCGCAGGGGGAAUGAGGAGCGGAAGCAGAGGCCCCUGUCAGAGCAGGAGCACCGGCGGGACAGGAGCGGUGACCGGGACAGGAGCGGGGACCGGGACAGGCACAAGGACCACUCAGACAGAAAGAAGAGCGCCGGUGACCGGCCGGCAGCUCGCGGCCACGAGCGCGACGCGCAGAACCUGCGGGAGCAGCAGGCGGAGAGGGAGCUCUACAACGACAGGAGGCGAGAGCACCGGCAGGGCGGCAGCGACCAGAGCGCGGAGCCCUGGCGGUCGGAGAGCAAACCCAAAGAAAAAACCGCUGAGAACAAACAGAAGCCGAGCUUCGAGCUGUCGGGGGCGCUGCUGGAGGACACCAACACCUUCAGGGGCGUGGUGAUCAAGUACAGCGAGCCCCCCGAGGCGCGCAUCCCCAAGACUCGCUGGCGCCUGUACCCCUUCAAGAACGACGAGUUCCUGCCCGUGAUGUACAUCCACAGGCAGAGCGCAUACCUGCUGGGCCGGCACCGCCGCAUCGCCGACAUCCCCAUCGACCACCCCUCGUGCUCCAAGCAGCACGCCGUCUUCCAGUACCGGCUGGUGGAGUACACCCGAGCUGACGGCACCGUGGGCCGCAGGGUGAGGCCCUACAUCAUCGACCUGGGCUCGGGCAACGGCACCUUCCUCAACAACCAGCGCAUCGAGCCCCAGCGCUACUACGAACUGAAGGAGAAGGACGUGCUCAAGUUUGGCUUCAGCAGCAGGGAGUACGUCCUGCUGCACGAGUCCUCAGAUAAAUCCGAGGCCAAUGCAAAGGACGAUGACGAGGAUGAGGAGAAGGAGGAAGAGUCUGACAGUUAACGGAUGAGGAAGAAGUCGGGGAGAGGCAGAGGAGAGAAACUCCUUGCGAUUGAACGGGACUGGGAUGUGAACGUGGAGCAUUGCAGCACUGACGCCUCUUGUUGCCUUAAAGUCCUUUCUGUGUUGCUGGUCUGUUCCCAUCGUUCGUUUUGGGGGUGGCUUUGCUUGUUUUGAUAGUUUUGCAUAUCAGGAAAUACAGCUUUACUUUUUAUUUUAUUUUUCUCCCAAGAAGCUGAAGAGCACCCGGACGUGAAAGCUCUGGUGCUGGAAACCCUCCAGAGAUGUUGCCAGACUCUUCCAGCAAACCAUGUCAAACACGGACAGCAUCUGGAAAAUUAUUUUUGUGGCUUGUUUUGUUGUAGCCCUUUGGAAAUGCUACAGACUAAAGAUUAGUUAGAGAGUACCUGAUGCACGUCCUGUUCCGUAGUUUGCCAAAUUCCUCUGCCUGUUGGGAGUUCUGACAGGAGAACUUACCUGGAUCACUGCUAAAAUGGCAGAAAUGUGGCAAAGACCCUCGCGUAUUUGUAUGUUUUGGGUAUUUAAUUUGCCUCGUGGUGACUGAGGGGUGGGCAUUUCACUGGAAUUCCGCCUGGGAAUCACAAGGGAAUGGGAAACAGAAGUUAAAGAGUUCCUGGAAUUUCAGGUGAUGAGACUGUGACCCGAGUUUCCUGUUCCCACACAUGAUGCUGAAACUGUCCUGGAUGGGGAGUUUCUGUGUUGAAAGCUGGAGCCCUUAUAUCUGACCCCACCCCAGGAUUUGUUUGUGUCACACAGAAACACCUUUGCUUAGGGUGACGUGUUUUAACCAGUUUGCACUAUUUUAAGUUCUCUUUUUAUAAAAUCUUCCCCACACAGUAAAGAAGUCAGUGUUCAGGGGAGAGAAGCACCAGUCCCACUCACUGGGAGUUGCAGGGUCUUUGGUGCCUCCUCCACGUUGCUUUGUGUUCAGUGUGUGUGUCCCACACCUGGCCGAUCCCCCUGGGUGUUUGUGGUGUCCCCUGUUCGUCCCUGCUGUGUACUGACACCAGGGUGCUUGUUGUACACGUUGACAGUGUAAAUACGGGGCGUUGCUCUGGGGUUUCACAUGGGUAGGAUGGGGUUUGAGCAGGAGGAGCUCCUUUAUAUCUGCUCCAAGGGUUUUUAAAUAAACAGUUUGUAAAUUUA
Messenger RNA from Hirundo rustica (Barn swallow), 2454 nucleotides. It is a transcript of the gene SNIP1, whose product is annotated as Smad nuclear interacting protein 1. Gene Ontology annotation, cellular component: nucleus. The coding region runs from base 1 to 1290 and encodes 429 amino acids. Gene Ontology annotation, biological process: miRNA processing. The record is from RefSeq and is a predicted model, not a curated record. Gene Ontology annotation, molecular function: mRNA binding; protein binding. Lineage: Eukaryota; Metazoa; Chordata; Aves; Passeriformes; Hirundinidae. The transcript is spliced from 4 exons.